UCAAAAGUGAUUAUAUGUUGACGAUUUGCACACCUAGAAAAUCAUUUUAACAGAUAAUCCUGUGUUUAUGAUAUUAUUGAAUUGACUUGCCAAAUGAUGAAGUGUUUUUAAUGUUUAUUAAUAUAAUUUGAAACUUUUGAUGACAACAUUGUGUUUAUAUGAUUAAAGAAGAAUAUAACAAGACAAUGGAGAAUUCUACAAAAAGUGUUAAACCUGAAACAUCAAAAGACGAAGCAGAAGAAAGACUGUUUGGUAGUGACAGACUGGAAGAAGACAGUUCUAAUAAAAAUGAGACAGAAACAACUAAAACUGGAAGCAGUUCGAGAAAUGAAAAUCUGACCUCCCCUGUUAUAAAUCGAGCAAAGUCUUCAUUCCUCAUCACAGAUAUUCUAUCCUCAGACAGGACUAGGAUACCACCGGGUAGAGAUGACAGUGCAAUGUGCAGCGACGAUACCGCACAACAAAGACUUGGGGUGUACGCUCAAGUUAGCCGUACUCCUUUCAAUGCAGAAUCUUUUGAUGAACUUGUUAAAAGAAAGUACGGUAUUAAAAGGUCCUAUGAUGACACAGAUUUGGCGUCAGAACCAUCUUCGCCCGUUUCUCAAACCGAACAAUGUGAAAAUCUAGAUGAUGAGGACAUCGAAGCUGCUGGAUGCUCCAAGCACAAGAAGCCAAGAAAAGCUAGAACCGCUUUCACGGAUCAUCAACUGAAUUGCUUAGAAAAGAGCUUUGAGCGACAGAAAUAUUUAAGUGUCCAAGAUAGGAUGGAACUAGCAGCUAAACUAAACUUAACGGACACCCAAGUAAAGACAUGGUAUCAAAACAGAAGGACAAAGUGGAAGCGCCAAACUGCAGUUGGUCUGGAACUUCUUGCAGAGGCAGGGAAUUAUACUGCUUUUCAACGAAUGAUGCAUUCUAGCACAUACUGGUCCCCAUAUCACCAGCAGACGGCAAGAAUUCUGUCCUCCAUUGAUCCAUAUUACUUACGCUCAGCCAGCACAUCACUUCCGUCUGCCCAGAAUCCACUUUUGACACGGAUGUUUGGACUUCAAUCGUCAAUUGGAAAUUUACCCUCAUAAAUUUUUUUUUAAUUUGAAAAAAGAGAGGAAGGUGGUAUUUACAUUCUCACAACGACUCGUACAAAUACUUUUGUAAAUUGAAUGUAUAUAAAUCAUUGCAUUUAAAAUAAAUUUACUGUAUAUAGAUUUUUUGUUAACUAUGA
Molecule: messenger RNA, 1222 nt
Organism: Saccostrea cuccullata (small rock oyster)
Lineage: Eukaryota; Metazoa; Mollusca; Bivalvia; Ostreida; Ostreidae
Product: barH-like 1 homeobox protein
Exons: 3
Coding region: 159-1079 (306 amino acids)
Biological process (GO): regulation of DNA-templated transcription
Molecular function (GO): DNA-binding transcription factor activity, RNA polymerase II-specific; DNA binding
Source: RefSeq, a predicted model, not a curated record